This is a messenger RNA of Papaver somniferum (opium poppy), 1987 nucleotides long. RefSeq lists its product as uncharacterized. The coding region runs from base 157 to 1734 and encodes 525 amino acids. NCBI's taxonomy places the organism in Eukaryota, Viridiplantae, Streptophyta, Magnoliopsida, Ranunculales, Papaveraceae. The record is from RefSeq and is a predicted model, not a curated record. The transcript has 6 exons.
AGUUCUAAUCGUUACAAUCUUCGACAACUACGAUUAUAUCUGUCAGACUCCGAUCUACAAAAUCGCAAGUGAAAUUCCCGCCUACUAUUUUCAGUUCCCCGCCGAAAGAAUUCGUCCCUGUUGUUGUUCUGUCUGAGGCUCGUAUCAUCCUCACAGAUGGACACAGGAGAAACUAGCUCGGGUUCUCCCAAUGUUUCUGCCUCUCUAUCAUUACCAAGUAAUGCACCUGUUGAGAGAACGGCAAAACUUCUGGUCACAAUCGAUGAAGCUGGUAGACCCUAUGGACCAAAUUCAGAUAGACUUGCUUCUCGCACAGGGGAUUUUGUACGACUUCAUUGCCCAAUAAAAUACACAGAUUGGAGGAUUGUUCCUCAGAAUUGCAAGGAUGAUGUCUGGAAUUCAAUAAUGUCGGAAUUUGAGUUCAAUGUUCCAUCACAUUUAGUCCGCCCAUGCCUGGAAGCAAACUUCCCACAAAAGUUGAGAACAUUUAAAUACAAAUUAAGAAGUGAGAUUCUUAAAAACAAAGCUACCAAAGAAGCUGCAUUAGAGGCACGCCCAGCUGAUUGUAGUCCUGAUAAUUGGAAAGGUUUUGUUGAGAACGAAUUCAAAGAAGGGGUUAAGGAGAAAAAUGCUAAGUAUGCGGAAGUUGCUAAAAGAAACCCAAUUCCACAUACUCUUGGGCGGUGUUCGUACGCGAACAAAUGUUACAAUCUUGAAAAAGAACAGGGGAUAGUUCUUGAUGGGCGUCCUGAACUAUGGAUGAAGGGACAUGAAAGAAAAGAUGGGGUUGUACAUCCUUCGGCAAUCAAAAAAUAUGAAGAAGUGAAGGCUGCUCACGAGAAAAGAAAAAGGAUGGGGGAAGACGGCCCCAGCUCGCAACUUGACUUUGAUAAUGAUGCACUUACUGAUGUCUUUGGGAAAGACAAAGGUAAAGGUGGUGUUCUUGGCUUUUCCUCCCAUAUCUCAAGAAAGCGUGUCAUGCAAGCAAAUCUAGCGUCCUGCGUCAGUGCUGCAAAAGUAGACGGAAGUUGCGACAGUAAUGACCCAAUUCUAGCCACUGUCUACGAUCUAACAACUCGAGUAGAAAAUCUUGCGGAGAUUAUGUUGAAAAACAUGGGUAGUCAUCAAUCAACCCAAGCUCCAAUCUCAUCAAGUGCUCAUAUCCCAAUUAAUCAUCCAAGCUCCAAUUUUGGGUUAACUUCAAGUACUUCUGGUGAUGAAAACAUGGACUCUUCAAAAGAAAGUGUAAAUUUACUAGACAGAGAAAGAAACAUAGUCGCUACAGGGUAUAUAGUGAAUGGCAAGGAAGGCGAAGUGUGUCAUGGUAGAAAAGUCUACCCAGGCGAGAAGAAAGUACGUAUUGAAGUUGUCAAAAAUCCUACAGCUGCUGUACCAGACCCUCCUCAAGGCGAGGGUCACUAUACUUUGGCAGGUUAUGUUGAAGGUGGAUGGGUAGUAUGGGCGGAGUCGCGGUUGUCACAAAGAAAAGUGAAUCUAUUAGACAGAGAAAGAAACAUAGUCGCUACAGGGUAUAUAGUGAAUGGCAAGGAAGGUGAAGUGUGUCAUGGUAGAAAAGUCUAUCCAGGUGAGAGAAAAGUAUGCAUUGAAGUUGUCAAAGAUCCUACAGCCUCUGUACCAGACCCUCCCCAAGGCGAUGGUCACUAUACUUUGGAAGGUUAUGUAGAAGGUGGAUCGAUAAUAUGGUCGGAGUCACGGUUGUCAUAUGAAGGUUGAUCAUCGUAAUUAGUUCAGUAACUGCUUUUACGAGGCUUUAAACCCUUGCUUUAUCUGACUUUUUAGCGUUCUAAUUAGGAAAUAAGUUGCAGUGGGUACAGAAUUAGGUACACACCAUGUAUUUUGUUUACUCAUGGUGUUUGUUUUAUUGGGAUAUAUACUCUGGUAACGGCAGAGACACAGCACUUUCUAAAAAUUGAACUUCUGUUACUUUCGGUUGCUAUUUUGAGGAACUCCUAAAACUUGCCCCUAA